Messenger RNA from Triticum aestivum (bread wheat), 502 nucleotides. Its product is annotated as oligopeptide transporter 7. Gene Ontology annotation, biological process: transmembrane transport. NCBI's taxonomy places the organism in Eukaryota, Viridiplantae, Streptophyta, Magnoliopsida, Poales, Poaceae. Gene Ontology annotation, molecular function: oligopeptide transmembrane transporter activity. The record is from RefSeq and is a predicted model, not a curated record.
UCGUCUGCAGCUUCGCGUACUAUGUCUUCCCGGGCUAUCUUUUCCAGAUGCUCACCUCCCUCUCCUGGAUCUGCUGGGUCUUCCCCCACUCCGUGCUUGCACAUCAGCUCGGCUCAGGCCUCCACGGGCUCGGCAUUGGCGCGAUCGGCCUCGACUGGGCGUCCAUCUCCUCCUACCUUGGGAGCCCUCUCGUCAGCCCCUGGUUCGCUACCGUGAAUGUCGCCGCAGGCUUCUUCAUCAUCAUGUACGUAAUCACCCCUAUCGGGUACUGGUUUAACUUCUACAAGGCACGGACCUUCUCUAUCUUCUCUGCCGAUCUCUUCACCUCGACCGGGCAGAAGUACAACAUCUCAGCCAUCGUGGACGACCAUUUCCAUUUCGACACGGAGGCCUACGAGAGAAAUGGGCCACUAUAUCUCAGCACUCUAUUGGCAAUCACAUACGGUGUCAGCUUCGCAUCGCUUACUGCGACGAUCGUUCAUGUUCUCUUGUUCCACGGAAG